This is a messenger RNA of Aphanomyces astaci, 915 nucleotides long. RefSeq lists its product as hypothetical. The transcript is spliced from 4 exons. The record is from RefSeq and is a predicted model, not a curated record. Bases 1 to 915 code for a protein of 304 amino acids. Lineage: Eukaryota; Oomycota; Saprolegniomycetes; Saprolegniales; Verrucalvaceae.
AUGGGGCUUUUGGCUAUUCAUGUACCGCAAGAAAAACCGUCCCACCAGCCCCCUAAGCCCCCCCUUCAUAUCCAACAGACCUCGCCCUACUUCCAGCCAUCAACCAAGCUCGCGCUCUUCCACUACGUCGACAUGGGGUGUGCGUCGUACCAAGCAUAUCGCAUGUCAAGGUACCUCGUGAACCACCGCCAGUCCAUCUUCGGAUGGUUCCUACAAGGGUUUGUCGUCUCCAACAUCGUGUGGGGGUUUGUGCUUGUGGCCAUCACCGCCGCAUACGGCCAGGCUCCGUGCCCGUCGACGUGUGUGUUUUCGAUUUCACCAUGGUUUGUAUGCCACUGCGUCCACGUGGACGUGAAUUGCGCCAGGCUUGCCGUCGACGGAGACAACGCGACAGAGUUUUUACGCGGCGACCUCCUUGGGCCGUCCGUGUUGAUUGCCGAGUUCCGCCGAUGUAGCCUCACAUCUGGCCUCCCGUCGUCGUCGUUGGCUAGCCAUCAAGGGCUAACUGGCAUCUUCAUCUCGUUUAGCCAGAUGCGGUGCUGGGACGGCGGGUUGCCUCCCCGUCGCCCCCGGGAUCUGUUCUUCCUCCGCGUCAAAAGCAGCCCCCCCACCCGUUCGAUUCCGGACCGAUUCUUCCAAGUGUGGGCCAACGUGACGUCGUUGUCGUUCUCGAAUCUCCUGAUCGACGACGUGUCGAUGGAAAUCGCAAACAUGCUCGACCUUGUGUGGUUGGAACUGCCGGGGGAAUGGAAUUGCAACCGUGUCGCAGACAUGGCCGAAUGCGUUGGGGACAUGCAAGGGUACGUCAAGAUGGUACUCAUGGCUGCGCUGUACGUUUUCCAGUUCCUUGUGAUGGACCGCGUUCCAUGCCGUGCAGCAGGUGGCCAUGGCGGUGGUGGUGUGUUCCGUCGGUAA